Molecule: messenger RNA, 3459 nt
Organism: Copidosoma floridanum
Lineage: Eukaryota; Metazoa; Arthropoda; Insecta; Hymenoptera; Encyrtidae
Gene: EDTP
Product: Egg-derived tyrosine phosphatase
Biological process (GO): dephosphorylation
Molecular function (GO): phosphatidylinositol-3-phosphate phosphatase activity
Source: RefSeq, a predicted model, not a curated record
CACACGCGACGAGAGAGGUACGAAAUGACUUCUGCUUAGCUUUCUGCUAAGUACGCACAUCACAACAUAUCUUCCAUCGCGUAUAUAUAUAGCGAUUCUUGCUUGGCGUGUAAAUUUUUACGUUUGCUGCGAAAAUUAUUUCAGGAGCUGGAGAAAAUGAGACGGGAAAAUAUUACGUGUCCAUGUGCAGUGUUGUGUGCAAAAAAGGGGGUGCCAUGCUGACCACGCGGUUCUACUCGUUCUUGCAUCUUUGAAGAGAGAGAGAGUGAGAGAAAACAGAGAGUUGCUGCUGUCUAUUUAAAAAAAAAUACUCUCCAAGGAAAGGAGAGAGUCGAGGCCUCAGACACGUAGUGCACAGACAGUUGGAACAGCUCCAAGUUAAUUGCGCCGUGCACGUCACGCGUACCGUGUCUCGGCAGUCUCUCUCUUGCAUCUCUAUCCCUGGGCCCGUAAAAGUCAACUCCUUUUGUUCCUUUGUGCCUAUAUGCAGACUGAGUUCAAAAACAUGUUUUGAGGCAUCAGCACAUUGAUGGUAAUUGAUACCAGAGAGCGGUCGCAAAGGCUGAUCGGAAUAAUGGCAUUGGCAGGCGUAGCUGGUCUGAAAAAGAACGGCUCAAGGAAUGCAGAAUUUGACAGUAUGCUGGUUAAAAAACGUUUGACAAAGUUGAAUCUGAGGAACGACGAUCAGAGGCUGAAGUUGGAUUUGUGCUUGAUUUUAAACAGGAUCCACUGGUUGACCUAAGUGGCUCUUUUUAUUUUUUAACAUAGAACUUUGUUCCUCGUCCUCUUGUUGUUAUUGUGUUCGACAGUAUGUGCUUUAUUUCUAAAGAAACUUUUAGACUUGUGUGAUAUACAGUGUUCUAGUAAAUUCCUACAUUUGGAAAAUGCAUUGUAGAGAAUUAGAUUUAGUGCUGAAUCAUAGUUUGAAAACAAAUUGUCAGUCACGUGUAUAUGCUUGAAGAUCUUUUCAAAAUCCUGGUGUAUUUGUAUUUAAAGUUUUGUGAUCAGUUGACGAAAACAUUUUUACUUUAAAUAUGGGGGAUAUUAAUGAUGAGGACAUUAAAAACCUUAUUGCGCAUUUUUCUCAAAAAAAUUAUGAAGCUAAAUCUACAAACGCAAUGGACACAGCAAUCAUGAAAAAAUGUAUUGAACUUGCAAAACGUGACUACGAAUGUGAAAUAGUCUACAAUGAUACUGGUGAACUGUGUCCUCAGUACCCUCGUCAACUCAUAUGCUUUAAAAAAGAAAAGGAUCUAUUCUCGGGCGAGUACAUGAUGUUUCCUAAUGAAAGCAAAUGUGAUUUUUCAAAAUUCAAGCAAAAAGUCAUAAAAGCGAGCGUCGCGAGAUGCCGAGAAAGAUUUCCAGUGCCUGUUCUUCUCUACAAAAACCGACACAUCUGUCGUUCUGCCACAUUGUCCGGUGCUGCUGAGGUUUACACUAGGCUAGGAUUAAAGUACAUUUAUUUUGACAACAAAGUUUGGAGCGAUAAAGACGUCAAAGAGUUGGACGUGGAAGAGCAGGAAAAGAUGGAGAAAAAUUGGACUUUUUUGAGUUACGUUUCCAGUGCCAGAAGAGACGACAUUGAUCUGCUCAAGUACCUUGGUGUCGAGGUCAUCAGCGAUUUAAUGGUCGAGAAUAAAAAACAAAAGUUUGGAAUCUAUAUCACGUCGUCUGAAAAAAUUGACAAAGAGAACCGAUAUUUUGAUUUCACGAUCUUGUCGCAACCAUAUCCGGGUUGUGAGUUCUUUAAAAAAUUACGUAGAAACAACUACGUGGCUGAUGACUUGUUUUACGAUUGGAACCAGCACUUUGUCGACGCCGAAAUCAGUGUGGCCGACAAAAUGAACGGUGAUAUAGCCGCAAAGCUACAGAUCAAGUGGGACGACUACAGGAAAUGGGAUCUCAACACCAUAACGCAAAAUUACAUACAGCUGCUGUUAAAGUACUUGACUGAAGACACGGGCAGUCUGCUCAUUCACUGUAUAUCAGGCUGGGAUCGCACACCGUUGUUCAUAUCUUUACUACGACUGAGCUUAUGGGCCGACGGAGUUGCUCACCGAUCGCUGACCGCGCACCAAAUACUGUACUUCACGAUAGCCUACGACUGGUACCUUUUUGGUCACAACCUGAUAGACCGAUUGUCCAAGAACGAAGAGAUUUUUUACUUCUGCUUCUCGUUCCUCAAGCACAUAUGUGACAACGAAUACAGCGUCCACGUGAUUGACGAGUCGUUCGAUGUUAUCGAUGCCGGCGAUAUCGCCACCAAUUUGUCUGUCGGCUCGAAUAAGAGCGUGUUCAGUCAGAACGGUAGCAGGCACUGCCAUGACAUUUUGCCACCGGGUCAAAUAUUCCACCUCGAAUCACAAGAGGACGAAUUGAUCAAUGGUAACGUGAUGCCUUCCUCGCCAAAUCGCGAUCUGGUGACGAACAACGGCUCGCCUCGGUCACCGCCCAUCUCGCUCAUGAAUAAGUACGUAGCGACAAAACGAACGUCACCGGUGCCGGUGCCAGGAUCUCGCGACAACGGUCUGCCACUGCGCGCACGUUCCGUGUCGACGGGCUCGUCCGACAGCUCGUUUUGUUACGUGACAUCGACGGGCAGCGUCACCAAUUCGAUCAAGAGCCAGAACUGUACUUCCCGGCUCUCUACCGAUACUCUCACCGAGGAGAAUUUAAAGCCAAACAGAAGAGAGAGACUGCUGAAAGUGCGGCAGAUAGCUAUGAGUGCCUACAGUCAAGUUAUCGGCAUGACUCUUAUCCAUUAGAGGAAUUUGAAUAAUUGUUGAAAAUCGUGGGUAGGGAAUUUAGACUCUAUGCGAAAAGUACUUUUUUUUGCCAAUAACAUUGCGUUCGCUAAAUUUGUAACUUUGAACGAACGAAUGUACGAAUAAUCAUACUGAAGAUGAGUACUUAUUAUUACAACGUUUCGUGGCCUAUGGAAAAUUAGAUGAGAGUGAAAUUUGCUUGGAAAAGCGGCUAACGCGCACAUGUUUCGAAAUACACUCGUAUACGUUUGUAAGAGCAAAUUUUACUCUUUUUUUUCUUUUAAAUUCAAAAACCUUCAUCUAAGGUAUCCAUGGAAAAUUGACUUUUUUUUUUUUUUAAUUUUUACCUAUACAUUUUUCGCUGUUCAGAAUUUUUCUUGAUGGUGUGCUUUAUAAAUCUGUAAAAUCGUGGAAACUAUUUUUUUUUCUAUUUAUUCGAGAGUAUUUAUAUGCUAAGGAAGGGUUAACUGUUUUGAGGUAUUAGUGUUGAUUUUAUUGUACAUAUAAAACGCUCGUUAUUUUUAUAUAGUUGUAUUGAGAAUAUUCCUAAAAAUUUGGGAGUAUUUUGUUUCGCUUUAUUAUAAGAAAUCAUGAGAGAAUUAACUUUUAUAAAAGUGUUCAUUUUAAAAGUAUACUUUAGUUGAUAAGUUGAAACAUUUAAAUGUAAAAUGAACGAAGUAUGCUUCAACUUUUA